CCGGAUGCAGGUCAAACAGGUAGACAGCGCCGGGAUCAUCCAGACGUUUGACAGACAUACGUGGAAGUAACGUGUGCGAGCGUGUAUCGAAAUUGCGACCGCCUCGGCCUCGGGCCAGCGGUGACGGACCGGAAGUCCGAGCUCGGUUCCGAGUGUGGACAUACCAGUGGUUGGUUUCCCGCGGCAACCCCUGCCUGACAGGCCUCAACAUCGCGUCGCACCCAUCAGCAGCAGCCUUCGGACGUUCGUCCCGCACGUUCCCAGAUGGCAAUCCGAGUGACGAAGAAAUGUUGCCUGCUGUCGACGCUCGGUGUGCUGGUCCUGGCCGCGGCCCUGACCGUGACCCUCGUGCUGGUGCUGCGGGACGACGCGGACCUCAGUGAAACGUAUCGCUUCACGGCCAGUCCGGUCGAGCUGCGGCUGCAGGAGCAACCCGAUCACCGAUACGUGCUGACCAUCCGCCGAGGUGACGAAACAUUGCAGAGGAUCACCUUCGAUCACGACUUCACGGACGACUCGGACAUCGAGCCGUUCCCCAAAGGGCUCCGCCUAUACGGCAACGGGCAGGAUGUGGAAAUUCGAGAGCUGGAGGACAGCGCCGGGUUUUCGUACCUUAGCAUCAGCCGCACCCUGCGCAAAGGGCAGAUCGGUAGCGACGUUCUACAGCUGCAGGGCGCGGUCGGUGGUGAUUCAGCGCUACACUGGUAUGGUGGCCCCGAGCAGAUGGAGCAGUAUUAUCCGAUCGAGCAGUUGCGCUUCGAUGACUACGCGUACAUCACCAAAGAGCUACACAGUGCGGCCAUCGUCGAGCGGUACUGGCUCAGCACGGCCGGGGUGUUCUGCUACGUCGAUAAGGAGGUGCCUCUGUUUAUCGACCAGGACGAGGAUGAGCUGCGGUUGACGGCGAAGAAAGAGCUACCGUACUACACGUACGACGACGAGUUUGUGUUCAAGUACCGCAUCGGCAUCGCAGCGGAUGCCCGGGAAGCGCACAAGCGGGCCGUCGAACGGUUGCUCAACCAACCGGUGGACAUCCCCGACGAACGGAUGGUCAGGCACCCGAUUUGGUCGACGUGGGUGCGCUACCGGCGCCCGAUCAGCCAGCAGACGGUGAUCGAGUUCGCACGGGAGAUCAAUGCGUACGGCUUCAAAAACGCACAGCUGGACAUCGACGAUCUGUGGGAGGUUUGCUAUGGGUCUAUGACGUUCAACACGAUCACCUUUCCGAACGUGACGGAAAUGGCGGAAACACUGCACGAGAUGGGCUUCCGGGUCACACUCUGGGUGCACCCGUUCAUCAACAAAAACUGCGAUCCCUGGUACACAGAGGCCCUCAGCAAGGGGUACCUGGUGAAGUCACAUAACGAAACCAUCAGCUACAACACCAAAUGGUGGAACAGCGGAGAGAACGAAGCGUCGUACAUAAACUUCAACAAUCCGGACGCGGUCGAGUGGUACCGGCGUCGGCUGGGCGAACUGCAAGAGCUUGGCAUCGACAACUUCAAGUUCGACGCCGGCGAAACGAGCUGGGCACCGGACGAUCCGGACAUCGGGGGAGACAAAGCGCUGCUGCCCUCGAGCCAGACGAUCAAUUUUGUCCGGAUGUGUGCCGCUUUCGGUGGCAUGAUUGAGGUCCGCACGGGCUGGGGAACCCAGGAUCUUCCGGUGUUUGUCCGGAUGCUCGAUUUCGACACACGAUGGGGUUGGAACAAUGGUCUCCGCUCGUUGGUGCCGACCCUGCUGCAGAUGAACCUGAACGGUUACCCGUUCGUGUUGCCCGAUAUGAUCGGUGGCAACGUGUACGGCGACGACAUACUGACAAAGGAGCUGUUCAUUCGCUGGCUGCAGGCGAGCGUCUUCAUGCCAAGCCUGCAGUUCUCCAAGACGCCGUGGGAUAUCGAUGAGGAGAGUAUCACGCUGGCGAAGAAGUUUACCGAGCUACACGAAACGUACUCGGACUACAUUAUUCAGCGGAUGCGGUUGGCCGUUACACUGGGCACUCCGGUGAACCUACCCCUCUGGUGGUUGGAUCCUGCCGACAGAAUUGCCCAAAUCGUUAACGACCAGUUCCUUCUCGGGGAAGACAUCAUUGUCGCACCCGUGCUGAUUGAGUUUGCUACCAGGCGAGACGUGUACCUACCGAAAGGAACGUGGCGUGAUGGUAAUACGGGCCGCAUGCACGAGGGUGGCCGAUGGAUCUACAACUACACGGCACCAAUGGAUACGCUGCCGUACUUUGUUUCCGCAACGUUCCAAGCGAUCUAGAAUCGAACGGUAGGAUCCUCCUAUCCUGCUUAAAGCUUCCCACCACGAACGGAGUGCUUUCGGGGCGAACGAACAAUAGUGAUCUGUAUAUUUACUUAUCUACUCCCUGGAGGGGAACACAAAAUAAAACGAUCGAACCUUUC
Anopheles cruzii is the source of this 2408-nucleotide messenger RNA. Its product is annotated as myogenesis-regulating glycosidase-like. Lineage: Eukaryota; Metazoa; Arthropoda; Insecta; Diptera; Culicidae. Gene Ontology annotation, biological process: carbohydrate metabolic process. The coding region runs from base 265 to 2265 and encodes 666 amino acids. The transcript has 5 exons. Gene Ontology annotation, molecular function: hydrolase activity, hydrolyzing O-glycosyl compounds. The record is from RefSeq and is a predicted model, not a curated record.